AUGGUCAUUAAGAUCCCUUCUUUGACGUUCAUUAAACUCACGCCACUCAUCUCCUUAAUCCUCUAUGUCAUCAUAACCACAACGUCUAAUUCUCAUUCGGUUGUAGCCGAAGAAUUUACCAAUGAAGAAGACCCGGAGUUCUACAUUCUUGACGAAACCCACACAAUACUUUCGAAUCUAACAGCAUCAUCCAAAACCCGACUACUAGUUUCCCACCACAAAAAGAUCAGAAAAGGGAUGAGAUGUCAUGUCGCAGGUCGUCACAACAUUUGCAAUGGCGUAAAAGCGGACAAGGGGACGAGUUUGUUGUAUUGUUGCAAGAAGCACUGUCGGAAUAUCUUAGGUGACAAGAAUAAUUGUGGACGGUGUAGUCACAAAUGCAGAUUCGGGCAACGAUGUUGCGGAGGCGUAUGCACCUACGUUGGGUUUAAUUCUGAGCAUUGUGGUAAAUGCAAUAGAAAAUGUAAAACUGGGGCUAAAUGCGAGUAUGGAUAUUGUGGGUACGCUUGA
Molecule: messenger RNA, 510 nt
Organism: Eruca vesicaria subsp. sativa (arugula)
Lineage: Eukaryota; Viridiplantae; Streptophyta; Magnoliopsida; Brassicales; Brassicaceae
Source: the annotation of a GenBank genome assembly